UCGUUAACGUGAAGCAACAGUGAAAUGGCGAAAAAGACGUACGAUCUGUUGUUCAAAUUACUGCUGAUCGGUGACUCAGGAGUCGGCAAGACCUGUAUAUUGUUUAGAUUUUCGGACGAUGCCUUCUCCACCACGUUCAUCUCUACCAUAGGUAUCGAUUUUAAAAUCAAGACAGUGGAAUUAAGAGGAAAAAAAAUCAAGUUACAGAUAUGGGAUACUGCAGGCCAAGAAAGAUUUCAUACCAUUACUACAUCAUACUACAGAGGUGCAAUGGGUAUUAUGCUUGUUUAUGAUAUUACUAACGAAAAAACAUUUGAAAAUAUUGUCAAAUGGUUGAGAAACAUUGAUGAACAUGCAAAUGAAGAUGUAGAAAAAAUGAUAUUAGGGAAUAAAAGUGAUAUGGAAGAGAAACGUGUUGUCAGCACAGAAAGAGGAGAAGCGAUAGCAAGAGAGCAUGGUAUCAGGUUUAUGGAAACAUCUGCAAAGGCUAACAUCAACAUUGAUCGCGCAUUUAGUGAAUUGGCUGAAGCAAUAUUGGAGAAAACACAUGGGAAAGAACCCCAAGAUGCUCCUGAUAGGGUAACAGUUGAUCGAAGGGUGGAGAGAAGUUCUACUCGGUGCUGCUAAUUUUAUAUUAUUUAUUUUAACGGCGCAUAAUAAACUAUAUAUCAGCUCGUGCCACUCAAAAUAGAUUUGUGGAUAGAUUUAGAGCAUAAUUUAAAGCAUAAUAGUAAAAUUAAUCUCUUCACAACACUGCCUAAUCAAAUUCAUUUCAACUUGUUUGAU
Messenger RNA from Dufourea novaeangliae, 786 nucleotides. RefSeq names its product ras-related protein Rab-10 (gene Rab10). The transcript is spliced from 5 exons. Gene Ontology annotation, molecular function: GTPase activity; GTP binding. Gene Ontology annotation, biological process: cellular response to insulin stimulus. The record is from RefSeq and is a predicted model, not a curated record. Bases 25 to 627 code for a protein of 200 amino acids. Gene Ontology annotation, cellular component: recycling endosome; insulin-responsive compartment; Golgi apparatus. Lineage: Eukaryota; Metazoa; Arthropoda; Insecta; Hymenoptera; Halictidae.